AAUUUUCAUCAGAUUGUCUUCAACUCAGGCCCUUCCUUCAGUUAAUUAUCUUUUUUGGCCCACAAUUUUGUGCACACAUUCCUUCUGAGAAAGGAAUUAGGAGAUCACCCUGAGCCUCUCACUGCUUGUGUGUGCACUGUAAUCACUUCCUGGAGGCCUCGUGAUGGCUGCGAGGGUGGAGCAGAACUUUAUAGCCUCUUCGACAAGUGCCGUCCUGGCCCACUGCUCAGUCAGACCCAUCUACAAGCAGGACGGACAGGUUGUGUUUCCUUCCAGGAACCUGUAAGGUCCACGAUUUGGUUGAAAGAUGUCGGCCCUCACUACCCUGUUUAAGUAUGUUGAUGAAAAUCAGGAUCGCUACAUUAAGAAACUCGCGGAAUGGGUGGCCAUCCAGAGUGUAUCUGCGUGGCCCGAGAAGAGAGGUGAAAUCAGGCGGAUGCUGGAGGUCGCUGCGGCGGACAUCAAGCAGCUGGGGGGCUCUGUGGAACUGGCAGAUAUUGGGAAACAGAAGCUCCCUGAUGGGUCCGAGAUACCACUUCCUCCCAUUUUACUCGGCAAGCUGGGCUCCGACCCCCGGAAGAAAACCGUGUGUAUUUACGGACAUCUGGACGUGCAGCCGGCAGCCCUCGAGGACGGCUGGGAUAGCGAACCCUUCACCCUGGUGGAACGCGACGGCAAAUUGUAUGGGAGAGGCGCAACCGAUGAUAAGGGGCCGGUGGCCGGCUGGCUGAAUGCCCUGGAAGCCUUCCAGAAAACGAAUCAGGAGAUCCCGGUUAACGUCCGGUUCUGUCUAGAGGGCAUGGAGGAGUCGGGCUCGGAAGGCCUGGAUGAGCUGAUAUUUUCGCGGAAGGACACAUUCUUUAAAGACGUGGACUACGUGUGCAUUUCUGACAACUACUGGCUGGGAAAGAAGAAGCCGUGCAUCACAUACGGUCUCAGGGGCAUUUGCUACUUUUUCAUUGAGGUGGAGUGCAGCGACAGAGACCUGCAUUCUGGCGUGUACGGAGGCUCGGUGCACGAGGCCAUGACAGAUCUCAUCUUGCUGAUGGGCUCUCUGAUGGACAAGAAGGGAAAGAUCCUCAUCCCAGGCAUCAGUGAGGCGGUGGCCCCCGUGACCGAGGAGGAGCUGGCACUCUACGACAAGAUAGACUUUGACCUGGACGAGUACACCAGGGACGUGGGGGCAGAGACUCUGCUGCACGGGUGCAAGAAAGACAUCCUGAUGCACAGAUGGCGGUACCCGUCCCUCUCCCUCCACGGGAUUGAAGGCGCCUUUUCUGGGUCGGGGGCCAAGACUGUGAUCCCUAGGAAAGUGGUGGGCAAGUUCUCCAUCAGGCUCGUGCCGAACAUGACUCCUGAAGUUGUGAGCGAGCAGGUUACGAGCUACCUGACGAAGAAAUUUGCUGAACUGCACAGCCCCAACAAGUUCAAGGUGUACAUGGGCCACGGUGGGAAACCCUGGGUGUCGGACUUCAAUCACCCUCAUUACAUGGCUGGGAGAAGAGCCCUGAAAACAGUGUUUGGUGUCGAGCCGGACUUGACCAGGGAAGGUGGCAGUAUUCCCGUGACUUUGACCUUUCAGGAAGCCACAGGGAAGAAUGUUAUGCUGCUGCCUGUGGGCUCAGCCGAUGAUGGCGCCCACUCCCAGAACGAGAAACUCAACAGGCUUAACUACAUAGAAGGAACCAAGAUGCUGGCUGCGUACCUGUAUGAGGUGUCUCAGCUGGAGAAGUGAGACGGCCCGUCUUCCCCGGAGCACUGCCGGAGGAGUCCUGCUGUCUGCCCCCGCCCCGUGCUCUCUUCUGAUCGCUGAGGAGAGCAAAGCCCAUCUCUCUCCUUUCCCUCUUGUCAGUAACAGACUGGAUGACAGCUGAGUUCUCAGAGGAGGUCAGCGUGAGGGUCUCUGGAAAAUAGCCAAGAUCUGAAAGCACCCGUUCUGCGGGAGGUUCUGGUUGGCAUCCAGUCGGGCUGAACAGAGGUCUGGGUGCUUUCUGUCCCAUCUCUGCUUCCUGACUCAGGCUCGUACGCACUCAGGAUAUUAAUCGGGGGGCCACCCUUUCUGAUCCCUCACUGUUGUGCGGUUCCGUCCUUUCUCGAGACCUUAAACCGUGACUAGUGUUUCCUGUCUUCUCUUCAUUAUGAUUCCUCAAAACCUAAGCCUAAGUGGAAUGAUUUGUUGUUCUCAGUAUGUGCUGCUAAAUAAAAAGUAAAAACGAAGCAUC
Messenger RNA from Acinonyx jubatus (cheetah), 2222 nucleotides. RefSeq names its product carnosine dipeptidase 2 (gene CNDP2). The transcript is spliced from 11 exons. The record is from RefSeq and is a predicted model, not a curated record. Gene Ontology annotation, cellular component: cytosol. NCBI's taxonomy places the organism in Eukaryota, Metazoa, Chordata, Mammalia, Carnivora, Felidae. Gene Ontology annotation, molecular function: metallodipeptidase activity. Gene Ontology annotation, biological process: proteolysis. The coding region runs from base 308 to 1735 and encodes 475 amino acids.